Messenger RNA from Puccinia triticina, 840 nucleotides. RefSeq lists its product as uncharacterized. The record is from RefSeq and is a predicted model, not a curated record. Bases 1 to 840 code for a protein of 279 amino acids. NCBI's taxonomy places the organism in Eukaryota, Fungi, Basidiomycota, Pucciniomycetes, Pucciniales, Pucciniaceae. The transcript has 2 exons.
AUGUAUUCGGCGCCAGCUUUGAUCCAGCCCAUCUCGGCCUUCUUGGUCACGCUUUCGAAACCAAUCCAUCCAACUCUAUUCCCGUUCGCAUUGUUCCCUAUCCUUCAUGCCUUUCGGAUCAGUGUCGCUUAUCGGUCCUUGAACAAGCAAGCCGGAGGAGCCACCAGUGUGGUAGCCAACUUGGCUGGGUUCUUGUUGAUGGCGUGGGGCGGCUCGAUCAUUUCUCACAUCUUGCUGAAUCUGCCUAUUCCUCAACUGCUCUCAUUCAGUCCUGUGUUGCUUUAUGCCACGACACACUUCUGUCUACCUGACAUCAAGAAUCUACCGAAAUUGAAGACCCUCGACACUAUAUUCCCUUUGGUUGAUGCCUUGCUUCGUACCACCUCAAUCGCCGCCGGCGUCGAAGCUUGUCGUACCCAUCCCUCGCCAGCAAUCCGUGAAUCGCUAUCAAUUCAGCUAUUCAUCGGAGCUGUUGCUUCGUCAGGUGGUGGAAUAUCUGCUCAAACGCUCAGUGUAUGGGAACCUUCCUGGCGCUUGAAUCGGCCGAUUUUCUUGCAAGAAGGAACGAUGUUGGCUAGCACUGAUGUUUGGUCGGGAACUCUAGUGGCUGUGAUAUAUGGCUGUUUAACUGCUAGUCAUCCCGAAUAUCUAAGAUUAAUGGGAUUAAUGUAUUCUUCGUCUAUCACUAAAUCACCUCUCCUUUCGGCCAUCGAUGCUAAGGCCACUGCUGCUUCAAUCCUUGCCCUCAUAUACUGCUGGAGGGUCUAUAAUGUACAUUAUUCGAAAGCACUCAUUGCAGGGGCUCACAAGGAUACUCAAGACAAAUCAAAGAAAGAAUGA